AUGUUCACGCUCGUCAAACAUUUUGAUUGUCAUGCCAUACCAUCAACAAAUUUGGUAUAUGGUAUUGGACAACUAUCGUCCAAUAGGCAUAGUAACCAUCGAGGAAAUAUAAACACACUAAGAAAACAAAAGCAUUUUGGAAGAACAAUAUUUGCCACACGCCAACAACAGUCUAAAAAUUCUACAGAUCAAAGAUAUGAUGAAACACUAACCGGCAAGCAAAGUUUUAGAAUUAAAUAUCCCAGCGAUGGCAACCCAGGCUAUACAAUGAAACCUUACAACUUUUACUACCGCCCUGGCUAUCUGUAUUCAAGGAAUCAACAAGGCUAUCCCUAUCAUUUGAAUUCAUUAUCAUACUCAUCGCAAUCUACCGCAGGGUACCCUUUCAAACUACAAGGCAAUGCCCCUCUUCAGAAAGAGAAGAAAACUUAUUGGGGACGAUAUAAUCUUUUUGUUUCUGAUGAAGACGAUUAUGAGUGGGGAAACGAAGUGGAUGAUGAAUGGGGAAACGAACAGGAUGAUGAAUGGAGAAACGAAGACGAUGAUGAAUGGGGAAACAAAGAGUAUAAUGAAUGGGGAAAAGAAGAGGAUGAUGAAGAAGACAAUGAAUGGGGAAACGAAGGGGAUUAUGAUUGGGGAAACGAAGAUGAUGAUGAAUGGGGAAACGAAGAGGGUAAUGAAUGGGGACAAGAAGAGGUUGAUGAAGGCGACAUCAAAGAGUAUAUUGAUUGGGGAAACGAAGAGGAUGAUGAAGAAGGCAGCGAAGAGGAUAAUAAAUGGGGAAUCGAAGUGGGUGAUGAAUGGGGAAACAGAAAGGAUUAUGAUUGGGGAAACGAAGAUGAUGAUGAAUGGAGAAACGAAGAGAAUAAUGAAUGGGGAAAAGAAGAGGAUGAUGAAGAAGACAAUGAAUGGGGAAACGAAGUGGGUGAUGAAUGGGGAAACGAAGAGGAUUAUGAUUGGGGAAACGAAGAUGAUGAUGAAUGGGGAAACGAAGAGGGUAAUGAAUGGGGACAAGAAGAGGAUGAUGAAGACGACAUCAAAGAGUAUAUUGACUGGGGAAACGAAGAGGAUGAUGAAGAAGGCAGCGAAGAGGAUAAUGAAUGGGGAAACGAAGAGGAUGAUAAAUGGGGAAACGAAGAUGAUGAUGAAUGGGGAAACGAAGAGGGUAAUGAAUGGGGACAAGAAGAGGAUGAUGAAGACGACAUCAAAGAGCAUAAUGACUGGGGAAACGAAGAGGAUGAUGAAUGGGUAAACGAAGGGGAUGAUGAAUGGGGAAACGAAAAGGAUAAUGAAUGGGGAAACGAAGACGACUAUGAAUGGGAAAUCGAAGAGGAUUUUGAAAAAGGAAGCGAUGAUUAUGAAAAUUCUGGAGAACGAGAUUAUGACUUUCGAGAUAUUGAAGAGGAUGACUUUGAAAUCGACAAUGAUGAAUCGAGUGACUCAAACAGUAAAGAAGGGUUACUAGCGGACGCAGCAUCUAAGUACAAAGAAAAUGACGGCUGUAAUAUAAUAAUAAAUUUUGCUGCAUUACAAUCUGCCAACAUUAUACUAGCUUUGCAAGCGGCAAUGUUGUUACAACUGUUUCGAGAAAUGCAAGAGAAUUUCCAUUGA
Messenger RNA from Chrysoperla carnea, 1611 nucleotides. Its product is annotated as bifunctional endo-1,4-beta-xylanase XylA-like. Bases 1 to 1611 code for a protein of 536 amino acids. The transcript is spliced from 2 exons. Lineage: Eukaryota; Metazoa; Arthropoda; Insecta; Neuroptera; Chrysopidae. The record is from RefSeq and is a predicted model, not a curated record.